AUGGUUGAUACUCAUUUACAGAAUUCUGCGCUGGGGAUUGUGGUUGCCUUCCCCAUUUUGGCUGGAAUCGCUGUCCUCUUGAGGCUCUGGAGCCGCCACUUAUCACGAUCGGCACUCACCAGUGAUGAUUACUUGAUCACGGUGGGAUAUAUUCUCGCCGUUGUCCAAUCCGUCACCUCAUGGUAUUAUAUCACAACCAACUACGUCGGGAUACACUACAACGAUAUUCCAAAAGACCGUGAUGUCAAGACGGGGUUCAUUGUCAGUAUUCUGGCGGCUGUCAACGAUGGAUGCUGUAACUUACCCGGAGUCAUUGAACAGUGGAACUAUGUCAACCAGCUGGUCUACAAUCCCGCCCUGACCGUCGUCAAGCUGUCCAUCUUGUUAUUCCUGCGUAGGCUGGAAUCUCAGUCGCGCGUGGUAAACGGCCUGAUCUGGGGCGCCAUGGCUUUCAUCGUCGGACUCUUCAUCGCGACACUAUCCGUUGAUAUCUUCCAAUGUCGUCCAAUCGCCUAUGUCUACGAUAUGUCGAUUCCAGGCGGCACAUGCAUUGAUCAAGGCGGCUUCUACGUGUCGACUGCGGCGCUUAAUCUGCUCACGGACUUGGUGGUGCUGUCAAUUCCCAUCAUUAUCACUUGGAGCUUGCAGAUGCCCCUGCGACGGAAAAUUGCCGUCUGCGUCAUCCUAUGCCUGGGUGGAGUUGCAACCGCCAUCGGCGUCUGGCGCAUCGUCAUCCUCGCCCAGGUCUUCCUCACCCACAAAGUUAACCUCGAUCCAACCUACAACAUCAGCUUCUGCAGCUCCGCCAUCGAAGUCAACGUCGCCGUGAUCACCGCCUGCGGCCCCUCCGUGAAAGCCAUCGCCAGCCGAUACCUCCCCCAUCUCCUCGGCACAUCCCAUCGUGAAACCUCCAGCUACGCCGCCGGCACCAGCGGCUCGCGCGGGCGAUUCCCUGGCUCGAAGCUAUUUACGAGCAACAAGUCGCCGCUGCACUCCAACGCGGACGACGGAUACGAGAUGGCGGACCCGAAUGCUGGGAAUACUGUGAGUAUUGGCCGAAGCGGUAGCGGCCGCUUCGAUAUGCGCAAGUAUCGCCGGGGCGGGGAUAGUCCGAGUAUUAGCAGCGGUAGUGAGAAUGGGGUUGCGGGAAUUGUUAAGACAACGGAUGUGUCGGUUAAGUAUACUGUUGGCGAAGUGACGUUCGAUAAUCGGUCGCGGGAUGGGAAGCAUGCCAGUGUGGAUAGUUUGGUGUAG
Penicillium canescens is the source of this 1254-nucleotide messenger RNA. RefSeq lists its product as uncharacterized. The record is from RefSeq and is a predicted model, not a curated record. The transcript is spliced from 5 exons. Bases 1 to 1254 code for a protein of 417 amino acids. NCBI's taxonomy places the organism in Eukaryota, Fungi, Ascomycota, Eurotiomycetes, Eurotiales, Aspergillaceae.